AAGGAAUUUUAAAAUUUCACCGUGUGUUUGAGAGUUUAUUCACUGUGGGUUGAAUUGAGAAGUAUAUAGUAAAGAAGAGCGAAGUGAAGUAAUCGAAGAGAAAACAACAAUGGCUGAAUACGAAGCAGAAGAGAGAUACGAAGAACAAGAAAACGGCGGAGGUGCAGAGGAUCUUGAUACCACUCAUCAAUUUCCUUCUUCUGCAUCUUCUCCUCAACCUCUCGAUCAAUCUGUUUCCAAAUCUCGCCAUGAAUCUCGUGAUUAUGAUAGAGAAUCUUCGAGAAGCAGAGAAAAGGAGCGAGAGAAAGAUAGGAAAAGAGAAAAGGAGAGGCACAGAGAUAGAGACAGCGAGAGAGAUCGUGGUGAUGGGGAGAAGGAAAGGGAUCACCACCGCAGAGAUCAUCGACAUCGCGACAGAAAAGAUGGCGGAAGGGAUAGGGGUAGGGAUAGAGACAGGGAUGAUGGUGAUUCUCACCGAAGUCGUGACCGUGACAGAAGAAGGGAUUAUGAUCGAGAGGAAAGGCAUAAGCGUAGGUCUCGGUCUCGAUCUAUUUCACCUCCUAAGGAUAGAUCUGAGCAUGGAACAAGGUCACGGUCUCGCUCAAAGAGCAAAAGGGUUAGUGGUUUUGAUUUGGCUCCCCCUCCUUCUGCAAUGUUAGCUGGUCCUGCCGGUGUUACAGGUCAGAUUACUGCGCCAAAUCCUGCAAUUCCUGGAGUGUUGCAAAACAUGUUUCCAAUGGCUAAUAAUCAGAUGCAGCAAUUCAAUGCUCUCCCUAUGAUGCCAAUUCAGGCUAUGACACAACAGGCUACUCGACAUGCUAGGCGUGUGUAUGUUGGUGGACUCCCUCCUACAGCCAAUGAGCAGUCUGUUGCUAUUUUCUUCAGCCAGGUCAUGGCUAGUAUUGGAGGAAAUACUGCUGGUCCAGGUGAUGCGGUGGUCAAUGUUUACAUUAACCAUGACAAAAAAUUCGCCUUUGUUGAGAUGAGGUCCGUUGAGGAAGCUAGCAAUGCAAUGGCUUUGGAUGGAAUUAUUUUUGAGGGGGCACCUGUCAAAGUCAGGAGACCUACUGAUUACAACCCUUCUCUAGCUGCUACUCUAGGCCCAAGCCAACCUAACCCAAACCUGAACCUUGGUGCUGUUGGGUUAACACCUGGGUCAGCUGGUGGACUUGAAGGUCCUGAUCGCAUUUUUGUGGGUGGACUUCCCUAUUACUUCACAGAAACUCAGAUCAGGGAGCUUUUGGAAACUUUUGGUCCUCUAAGGGGUUUCGAUCUGGUGAAAGAUAGAGAAACAGGAAACUCAAAGGGUUAUGCAUUUUGUGUAUACCAAGAUCUUGCAGUUACCGAUAUUGCCUGUGCAGCUCUGAAUGGAAUUAAGAUGGGAGAUAAGACUCUUACCGUUAGACGAGCUAAUCAAGGUACAACCCAGCCUAAACCUGAACAAGAGAGCAUUUUAAUGCAUGCACAACAGCAAAUUGCUCUGCAGAAACUUAUAUUUCAACCAGCAUUAGUGGCUACAAAGGUGGUGUGUUUAACUAACGCAGUUGCUCCUGACGAGCUCAAAGAAGAUGAGGACUAUGAAGAGAUUAUCGAUGACAUGAGACAGGAAUGCUCCAAAUUUGGUACUUUGGUGAAUGUUGUGAUCCCUCGCCCACAACCAGAUGGGGAUCUAUCUGGUGGAGUUGGAAAGGUGUUUUUGGAAUAUGUGGAUAUCGAGGGUGCUACAAAAGCCCGCACUGGAUUGAAUGGGAGAAAAUUUGGUGGAAAUGAAGUAAUAGCCGUCUUCUAUCCAGAAAACAAAUUUGCUCAGGGAGAUUAUGAAGGCUAAUUGCCGUAAUGUCACUUGAAUUAUAUCUCAAGUUUUUCAUGUAUGUUGUGAGAUUUUUUUGACAUAUGGUUCUUUUUCAUGUACACGGAGUUGUGAGCAUAGAAUCUGAGUUUCUGUUCUUUUUAUAUUUUUUCAUGUGUGCACUUGGUUGACAAAUAAUACUGGUUGAUAAUUUGUAAUUUGUGUUAUCUUAUGCACUAUCUGAAAACUCGAUAUAUUUGACUUGUUA
Messenger RNA from Trifolium pratense (red clover), 2057 nucleotides. Its product is annotated as splicing factor U2af large subunit A-like. NCBI's taxonomy places the organism in Eukaryota, Viridiplantae, Streptophyta, Magnoliopsida, Fabales, Fabaceae. Gene Ontology annotation, biological process: mRNA processing. Gene Ontology annotation, molecular function: poly-pyrimidine tract binding; pre-mRNA 3'-splice site binding. The record is from RefSeq and is a predicted model, not a curated record. The coding region runs from base 110 to 1828 and encodes 572 amino acids. The transcript is spliced from 13 exons. Gene Ontology annotation, cellular component: nuclear speck; U2-type prespliceosome; commitment complex.